CAGCCAACGGCUAUCUCUUGCACACUACUUUCACCAUAAAUACACAUCCAUACAAGGACCCAGAACACACACCAAAUUAACAAGUUAGCUCUAAGUGAGUGUGUUUCUAAUUAAAGUUUGUGGGUCGGAGAGAUAGAUGGUGUUUGUCAAAAUGUUUGAUGUUUACUUGAUGAUUGUGAUGUUGAUGGGUUUGGGGUUUACAAUAGAGUUAUCAACUGGGCACAAGUUCAAUGUUGGUGAGAGAGAUGGUUGGGUCCUUGCUCCUUCCGAGGAUUAUAUUGAGUGGUCUCACAGAAACCGGUUUCAAGUCAACGACACUCUUUUUUUUAAGUACGUGAAGGGAGAAGAUUCAGUGUUGCAAGUGAGUGAAACAGAGUACAACACAUGCAACACGACUGACGCCUUGGCUUCCCUCUCAGACGGUGACUCUCUUUUCCAACUUAGCCACUCAGGCCCAUUCUUUUUCAUCAGCGGCGACAUCGGAAACUGUCUCAAAGGUCAGAAGCUAGCCUUAACGGUCAUGUCCAAGGUCCACCACAGCCACGCUCCUCGUCAUCCCUCUCCUUCCCCGUCACCCUCAACGUCUCUGGUCCAUCAGGCUUUGUCGUCGCCGGCACCUUCUCCGGAAGUGGAUUCGUCUUCAGGAGUUCCUGCUCCGGCUUCAGGUCCCGCUGCGGCAGCUCACAAUUCGGCCGGUUCCGUUGGUCCGGGGGUGGUUUCUCUAGGCUUGAUUCUCGUGAUUAUGAUAAGUUCCAUGGCUUAGAAUUUGUGAGGGUAUUACUUUCGCCAGAGUUAAGUUUUAAUAUUAAUGUGCCUUUUAUUAUGUUUAUUGUAAGCUUUUCUAUUUCUCCCGUCUUGUGUUUGUCCUUGUUUUCGUGUUUAAUCAUCAUGAUCAUGCAAUAAUGCCAUUCAUCAUGCAAAAGUUCUUCAUA
Camelina sativa (false flax) is the source of this 932-nucleotide messenger RNA. RefSeq names its product early nodulin-like protein 4. Gene Ontology annotation, molecular function: electron transfer activity. NCBI's taxonomy places the organism in Eukaryota, Viridiplantae, Streptophyta, Magnoliopsida, Brassicales, Brassicaceae. Gene Ontology annotation, cellular component: plasma membrane. The record is from RefSeq and is a predicted model, not a curated record.